AUGCAGAAACACUCAAAGCGCCACGAUCUUCAAGGCCUCCGAUUUUUGGCCAUCUUUGCGGUCCUUUUGUUCCAUAUUUGGCCGGAUUUAUUUCCCAAUGGCUAUUUGGGAGUGGAUAUGUAAGUUUGUUUGCAUUUGAAAUGUGGUUCACUUUUGUUUCGCUGGAUUUUUUGCCAAGGGGAACAGUUGGCUCAGAAUGGGUCAAGUCUUUCUCUGGCUGAAAAUAGCUUAAAUUCUGGUUUAAAAUUUGAGAUAAUUCUUUUUGAAUAGUAGUCUCAUUAAAAUGCCGUGGCGGACCUGAUCCAAUGGCAAAAAAGCGUACCGUUUUGCAUCCAGGAAGGAGCCAAAAUGUCGCAAAAUACCUCCCUUCUCUAGACCAAAAAACUACGCUUUGAAAAGCGCGCCCUUUCCUUCACGAAGAGAUAUGCAUCCGACAAUAUUCGUACUCAAAAAGCGCGCGCUUUUUACUCCUCUCUCCUUCUCCUCUUUCCGUGAAAAAGCAAUAAGAUUCUGAAACUGCGGAACGCCAAAUCAGGGAGAGAAGCGCGCGUUUUUUGAGUGCGAAUUUGUCGGAUGCAUUCGGAGCUGGCGCCCUCUUCCUGAAGGAAAAGGCGCGCUCUUCAAAGCGUGGCUUUUUUGGCUUAGAGAAUGGAGGUACUUUGCCACAUUUUGGUUCCUUCCUGAAUGCAAAAUGGUACGUUUUUUGCCACUGGAUCAGGUCCGCCACUGUUGAGGACAAUCUUAGGAUGGUUUAAUUUUUGUGACACCGUUUUUUCCGCGAGGAAGAGACUUGACUCAAAGUUGGGUCAAGUCUUUCUCUUGAUGAAAAAGCAAAAUUAUAGCUAAAAAUUUACAGAAAUAACAAACGUAGGAUUGUUUUUUUUUAUAUGGCACCGUUUUUUCUGCGAAGGAAAGACUUGACUCAAAGUUGGGCCAAGUCUUUCUCUCGGUGAAAAUAGCUAAAUCAUAGUUUAAAAUUUACAUAAAAGGACACUUUAGGAUUUUUUUAUUUUUUAACACCGUUCCUCUGCGAAGGAAAGACUUGACUCAAAGUUGGGUCAAGUCUUUCUUUCGGUGAAAAUAGCUAAAAUCCUAGCUUAAAAUUGUUUAAAAGGGCAAAUUUAGGAUUGUCCUAUUUUUAUUACUCCGUUUUUCUGCGAGGAAGAGACUUGACUCAAAGUUUGGGUCAAGUGUUUCUCUCGGUCUGGUCUAUAGAAAAAUGCCUUGCAUUGCCCAAAAAGACUACUUAGCCCUUCAUAUUCGUCCUGUUUCAGAUUCUUUGUCCUCUCCGGCUUCCUAAUGUGCACCAUUUUGUCCUCCGGCGAGUUCAAUUCCGCCUCAAUCGACAAAUUCUACUUUCGCCGAAUCAAACGAAUCUUCCCCACCUACUAUUUUAUCAUCGUGUCGACUCUUCUGGCCGGAUUCGUAAUUCUGCUCGAUUCUUUCUACCCGACAAUGAUCUCCGAGUCGACUUCGGCCGCCCUUUUCGCGUCCAACAUGUUCAAUUUGCCGGCUUCGGGCUAUUUCGCGGUCAACAAUCAAUAUCCACUGUUUCUGCAUACGUGGUCGUUGUCGGUGGAGGUGCAGUUCUAUCUGAUUGUGCCAUGGAUUUUUUGGCUUUUGACGAGGUUUAGAGAACGCUCGAAACCAGUGGGAUGGUUAAUAUUGUUGGCGAUUUGCGUGUUCUCCUUCGGAUUUCAAGUGUAUUUUUUGGAAAGUGAGUUGACUUUUAGCUCAUAAGGCUUUUCUAAUGAUCAACGCAUCGUAUUUUUUCGUAUUUUAUCUUGAGAGCAAGACUUGACUCAUUUUGAGUCAAGUGUUUCUCCACCGUACAAAUUCUGUAAACGGCCAUUGCAACGGCUGAAAACACAUUUCCCAUCCACUUUUCUGUAUUUUUUCGUAUGUCAAUGCCGAGAGAAAGACUUGACUCAAAAUCACUUUUUGAGUCAAGUCUUUUUCUCGUAACAAAAUGUCUCAACUUGACUAGAAAUAGACUGUAGACGAUUUCUAACGAUUUUUGUAUGAGGCUCAAAAAAUUUUUCAGCUAAAUUUACCUUACUUUAGACACUAAUAUCUCCCACAUGUCCAUGGCUUCGCGGAUGUGGCAAUUCAUGGUUGGAUUUGCCACAGCCUUCUCCACGAUCAAGAAAAAGGAGGCAGAAGCCUCUGACUACAUAUUAUUGUCAGAAGAUGCCGAGGAAAAUCAAAAAACCAAAACUUUUCUGCCAGAAGUCUCAACUUGCACUCGGCUUGCCAAAAUUGUUGUUACAGCAACCCUUACAGUCCUGUUGCUCUCAAAAGUAAUGCAAAAUGCCGUAGUUUUGCGGGCAGUUUCGACUUUAUUAGCUGGUUUGUUCAUUUAUCUCAACGACGACACGAUUUUGUCCCAUCCGUUCAUGGUGUAUAUUGGAGAUGUGUCGUACUCAAUCUACCUCGUGCAUUGGCCCAUUGCAAAGCUGUCAAAGUAUUACAAUACGGGGAAGACGGUGAGCCAAUUUGACAGUAAGUCGGAACAUUUGUUUGGCAAAUUUAUCUUUGAGGGAAACACUUGACCCAAAUAUUCAAAAAUGGCAGAUUUUCGGUUGGCAAGUGAAAUAGGAAGUGGUGGAAGUAGGCUGAAACAUUUCUUCUUGACUUAGCGAUAUUAUUUUGUCUAAAAAUUAACUUUUAUUCGUUUCGAGUCAAGUUUUUCUCUCAUUCAAUAAUGAGCGUAAGACUUGACUCUAGAUAAAAAAUUUACGCUUCACUAGAUUCUUACGUAAGCCUAAUUAGUUUAGCAAUAAGAAAUAGCAUGUUUUAUCCUUUUUCCAGAGGUUAUUUUACCAUUUUCAGCAUAUUGGGUCAAGUCUUUCACUGAUUCAAAAAUUUGCCAAUUACUAAAAAUUUUCAGGCGGGAUAUGCAUCAUCGCAUUCUCACUGAUGUGUGGAUGUCUAGUCGAACACUUGUUUAUGAAGAUCUCAUCCUAUAUAACCAAAUGGAGCAGAUUAAUUCUGCUGCUGACCCUGUUCUUGAGUGCAAUAUUCUCACUUCAAAUGUACAUUCAAUUCAGCGUCCCCACCGAGGAUGUGCCAAAAGACGAAGUCGGCGCGCAAAAUCGUACCCGAUUACUCAGGUACAAUGAGACGGGAUUCCUAGAAUACGCGAAGGGAAUUUACCAAAACCGCCAGAACCCGCUCAACAUGACGAGAAAAGAGAUUGAGUUUUUCAAUCUGCAGCAGCGAGAUUACCUGGACAACAACGCGAAGGAGUGCAAGAAGCGGCAAUGGGGGCAAUUUAAGAAAGUUUUGAAGGAUUCGGGGUUCUACGAUUACGUUUGUCAAGUUGAGGCAAGUGGAAUAUAAAAAGAUGUCAAUUUUAAAGCAUUUUGUCAUUGUGGCAGCUCUAAAAACACGCAAAAUCCAAUGAGUCAACUUUGGUUUCGGUUCCAUAUGAUUUUAGCGACUUUGAGUCAAGUCUCCCUCUCAUUGGGUCAAGUCUUCCUCUUAGUGGGUCGAGUGUUUCUCUCAUAGAAAAUUGGGUAUACUUCGUUCAAAAUUUUUUUGAGAGGCUUUAAUAAGUGUUUAGUACUUGUUUUUUCCAUUUCGCUCGUAUAAUUGACAAUUGGGUCAAGUCUUCUUCUUGCUGAGUCAAAUAUUUCCCUCAAGGAAAUCGAUUUCUACGACAAUCAAAAAAGCUAUUUUUUCAUAAUUAUGACAUUACUUUGGUAUCCAUACGUCUUUCUGAGACUUAGAAGGCCAAAAUUAAGAACUUGGGACAAGUGUUUCCCUCGCUGACAAAAAAAAUCAAAUUUGACCUAGAACUGUAAACAAAAUGCAUCCAAAUUGCUUCCAGCCACAUCAAGAUCGAUUUUCAGGGCUCCGGCAACAAGGAAGUCCUAAUAAUCGGCGACAGUGUGGCCAGAGAUACGUAUAUGGGAGUGCAAGAGAACUUCCGAGACGUUUACAGCCACAUGUCCCUGGUUUCCAGGCGAGGCUUUCAUCCCUUCUACCGCGAUCCCGGUCUAUCCAACGACAGUGACGUGAUUUUCUCGGCGGUAGUCAAGAAUUGGGAGCGACCGAUCGACAUUUUGUUCGUCUUGUAUAGGUAGGUGAUGCGUGGAGAGUUGGAAACAUUUUCAGUACGACCACUUUCGGGACAGAAGAGGUCAAAAAGAAGUACGUCGACAAGUAUCCCAUGAUGCUGCAGGUGUUUCUUGACCAAGUUCAGCCGUACGUAAAGGACCUCAUCUUUUUGGGGUAUCCGGAAGUGACAGUUGACACGUUCAACAAUAUCGAGGAGAUGUUCAAAUUUAUUCGAGACGGGUCCUCGUUGGACGCUUUUCAUAUGAGCUGGCCGGUAAGUUGGUUUGCGAACGAGGGGAACACUUGACCCAAUGGGUCAAGUGUUCUCCUAUGAAAGGAAUGGGCGUCUAGGUGGACUUAGGCUCAACGGAUCAUAAUAGAGUGAUUUGUAGAUCCGCCACGGCCACAAAGAACAUGGCCUGACCAUAAAAAACCUCUGUUUCUAACAAGGGGAAAACUUGUCACUUGAGUCAAGUUUUUCUCUUGACGGGAACUCGUCAUUUUAGGUAAAUGACAGUAUCAAACUGUCCUAGGAGGGCUCCUUUUUGACCAAUAUUCAUUGUUUAUGAUAUGAGCCACACUAUUGGCCCCAUUCAUAAGCCAGAGGAAGACUUGACCCAUCGGUCAAGUGUUCCUCUCGUAGCGCAAACGCCAAGACGCCCGAAUUUCAUGAAAGCCUUAUAGACGACCACUUUUUCCGAUUUCACGCAUCUCCUUUUUCAGCAGCACAAAAAACGAAAAGCCCGAUUCAGCCAUGUGACGGAGAACAUUCAAUGCCCGAAAUGUCUCAAAGUUGACCAUGCCCGAAGCAUGUGCUCGACAAUCACCGAUCGCUGCCUCUCCGCACUGCCGAACGGAUUGAUUCUGCGGCGAGACAACAUUCACGCAAUGCUAAUGGGGAGCUUCUUUUACGCCGAGGAGUUUCGGUUCGCGUAUGAUCGAAAGUAUGGAAUGCGGCAGGAAACACGUACAUAA
Messenger RNA from Bursaphelenchus xylophilus (pine wood nematode), 5037 nucleotides. The record is from the annotation of a GenBank genome assembly. Lineage: Eukaryota; Metazoa; Nematoda; Chromadorea; Rhabditida; Aphelenchoididae.